AUGUCCAGUCUCAAUCACAGCAAUCCGACUGCCCAGAUGCCAUUUUCGCCUAGCACCUACUAUUCUAUGUAUGGCAUGGGGAACAGUAUGCCUGGCCUCAUGUUGCCUCAUGUGUCACCUAAUACCAUGGGAAUUCCAAUGCUGCCACCCAACACACCGACAUUGAUCAAGCUGACAAACCCAGCUACGCCUGCAGUUGAAUCCUGGGACUGGGCAUCUAUCUUCAAGGAUCCGGCUGUAUCUUCUUUGCUUUGGGAAAUGAUCAGAGAAGGCAUCCAGGAUGAGCUAGCAAAGAUCAAACCCAGUGGAGGAACAGGAAUUUCCACACAGAAACAGCGAGACGGGGAUAUGGAGGAGGAGGUACAAACCAUGAUGCUUGGUCUUCUGGGAAUUACAAAAAAUGGUUGGCAGGCUUUUACACUCCCAGAUCCUCUUGCUGUGGAUGCACCACAACGAGUUGACAAGCAUGGAAAGGUAUUACACAAUCCCGAUUGGACUGCCAAGGUCCAGGCACCCAUCAACAUUGAGUUUCAGGCCAUCGCAACUGAACUGAUCAUGCAAAACAAGAAAUUACCUGAGGAUGCCAAGCCAGAUAUUGAAAACCGUGUGCAAGGCUAUUUUGAACGUCUGAAAGAGGUUUAUGCUCAACAAACCAAUGAUGACGCAUGCAGUAAGGGCAGCAAUAGAACAACCAACACUAGGCACUGCAAGCAUAAGAAAGGAAAGGCAACCACACUGCGAGAGGCAAUACCAAAGCUGAAGGAGAAGUAUGGUUCAGCAGUGGAUGGCAUUGAGCAUGCUGUUCUCACAGAUUACUUGUCUGAUGAACUGACUGACAUGGAAAGUCAUCAGUCUGGACGAUCCCAGCAUAAGCACUUAAAAGUGAGAAGACUGGCUUGGUGUAAUAAGCAUCUCAAACGUCUCUACUCAGCAUUAUGA
Messenger RNA from Desarmillaria tabescens, 939 nucleotides. RefSeq lists its product as uncharacterized. The coding region runs from base 1 to 939 and encodes 312 amino acids. Lineage: Eukaryota; Fungi; Basidiomycota; Agaricomycetes; Agaricales; Physalacriaceae. The transcript is spliced from 7 exons. The record is from RefSeq and is a predicted model, not a curated record.